This is a messenger RNA of Gilbertella persicaria, 776 nucleotides long. Its product is annotated as bud site selection-related protein. Gene Ontology annotation, cellular component: spliceosomal complex; nucleus. NCBI's taxonomy places the organism in Eukaryota, Fungi, Mucoromycota, Mucoromycetes, Mucorales, Choanephoraceae. The record is from RefSeq and is a predicted model, not a curated record. Gene Ontology annotation, biological process: mRNA splicing, via spliceosome. The transcript is spliced from 3 exons. Bases 81 to 524 code for a protein of 147 amino acids.
CGUCAUCGGCAAGUUCUUUUUUCUUCGAUUGAAUUAAAAAUAAAAAAUAAAAAAUAUUGUAUUGUGUUCAUCGAUUGACUAUGCCAAAGAUCAGAACAUCACGAACAAAGCGACCUCCUGAAGGUUUUGAUGAAAUAGAACCAACUCUUGAAGAAUUCGCAAGAAAAAUGAAAGAAGUUGAAAACGAGUCUCAUGAAGGCAAACGUAUUGUUGAAAGUGCUUGGCCAGUGUUCCGUAUUCACCACCAACGUUCACGUUAUAUAUAUGACUUGUUUUAUAAGAGAAAGUUGAUCUCACGCGAUCUUUAUGACUAUUUGCUCAAGAAUAAGUAUGCUGACGCCAAUCUUAUUGCCAAAUGGAAAAAGCCUGGAUUUGAGAAACUGUGUUGUCUGCGUUGUAUUCAGCCUAAAGAUACAAACUUUGGUACAACAUGUAUUUGUAGAGUUCCAAAAGAAAAAUUAGAAGAAGGGAAAAUGGUAGAAUGUGUUCAUUGUGGUUGCAGAGGUUGUGCAAGUGGUGAUUAAAAUCAUAAUAAAAACAAUCUGUCGUGGAAACAAGAGAAUUGCGAGAAAUAAAAAAGGGUUUUCCAUGGCAACAAAUAUCCGAAUAAGAAAACGAGGAUCUUCAAAUCAUGGCUGAUUAGCUGAUUAGAGUUCUGAGUCGGCUUUAAAAAAAGAAAGGGAACAAGAAUGUUCUCAAAUUUCCAGUUUAUGUAUAUCUUGAAUCAAGGAUGAAUCCAAGGUUUCUUAUGCAUAACUUUCAACUUUUAAUAUGAG